AAUGCAUUAAUGUAAAUAUAAUCUUUAUAACAGAUCAAAGAAUUACCACAUCCAGAAAAAUGGCCAAUUCUCCUCCAUUACUAGAUUCACCUUGGAGGUCAAUGGAAUGGAGUGAUGAGAAGAAGAAAUUCUUGUUGGAAAAAUUUGAAUGCUUUCGUCUUGGAAACUCUGAUGUCAACACUCUCAGAAUUCUUCUGCAUGGACCAGUAGGUGCUGGAAAGUCAAGCUUCUUUAACUCUGUGGAUAGUGCUCUUAAAGGACGAAUUACUGGCAGAGCCCGGGCAGAUUCAAUGGCUGGGACAAGUUUUACUAUGAAGCCCAAAAUCUACAAACUGAAAAUGGAAGAGACUACACUUCCUAUCGAAUUGAUUGACACCAGGGGUAUGGAAAAUGAAAGUGGAAUUGGGAUGAAGAUUGAUGACAUCGUCAGAAUAUUACAGGGUCACUUUGAAAAUGAAUCAGACCAACCUAAAAAUGCAGAAAAGAACAAACCUCUGAAAGACAAGAUUCACUGUCUGGUGUCUGUUCUUCCAGCUAACAAUAUAUCAAUCAUGGGAGAUGAUGUCAUCAUACAAAUGAGAAACAUUCGUUUGAAAGCCCGGGAUUUUGGCAUUCCUCAAGCCAUGAUUGUGACCAAGGUGGAUGAAGCAUGUCCAGAGGUUCAAAAAAACAUUAAGAACAUCUACAGUAGCAGAAAAAUUAAACAAAAGAUGGAGGAGUGCUGUCAAAGACUGGGGGUUCCUAUGAGCUACAUCUACCCUGUGAAGAACUACCAUGAAGAACAAACCACUAACACAGAAAUGGAUAUUCUGAUUUUACAAGCAAUGCUAAACAUUGUUAACUUUGCCAAAGACUAUGUGGAUGACCAGAGAGACAGUUAAUAAAUGCCCUCUUAAAUCUGGUUGAUAUCUAAGGUCAAGAUGAAUGAAAAAUGUUUCUUGAAGGGGAAACAGAGAAUGUAAAAAUAGUACAUUUAUCAUUGUCUUUAAAGCAGAAUGAAAUGAACAAUGAUUCACUCAAACUAAAUAUAAAUGACUAUAAUAUAAUUUAAACAAGAUUUAUGCAAUUUUCAUUAUUACCUUAUUACAUUCAGAAUCAGAGAUAUGUGACAGAAAUUAAUUUGGACCUUCAUAAAACACAUAAUGUUUUUUUAACCAAGUUGUUUUAAUUGAUUUAAUUUGAUGACAUCUGUUGAUUUGUUGUUUGUUAUUGAACUUUAGUAUACUGUAUGUUGCUUUAAGUUUGUUGCUCUUGUUACCUUUAUUUUACUGUAUAUUUUUGUUAUUUUAAAAAUAGAUACUGUUGGUUAUUCAUGGCGAUGGUAAGAGCUCUGAGAUCUUUGAUGAUCUUAUAUGAUGUUACAUUUUUAUUCAUAUCUUUAUAAACUAUAGCACAAUCUGUACCUUUGCUUUGUAAUUCGUCUUGCAGAAUUGACUUCAUAUUAGGAGUCAAAUAAAACUCUAUUAAAUACUGAAAUGAAGAAAAAUUUAAUUACUUUUAUACUACAGUGUAUCUCCUCAAUAUAAUUGUAAUCAACCGAUUACAGUCAUUAUUGUGAUUUGAAUUUUUUUCUUGUGACAGCUGUAUUUAAUCUAACUACAGUGUGUACAAAUUUUGAAAUAAAUUAUGUUUUCAUUGUGAUUGGCCAUGAUACCUGCAUGUCAAUUAAAGAC
Misgurnus anguillicaudatus (oriental weatherfish) is the source of this 1673-nucleotide messenger RNA. RefSeq names its product interferon-induced protein 44-like. Gene Ontology annotation, molecular function: GTP binding. Gene Ontology annotation, biological process: immune response. The record is from RefSeq and is a predicted model, not a curated record. NCBI's taxonomy places the organism in Eukaryota, Metazoa, Chordata, Actinopteri, Cypriniformes, Cobitidae.